Messenger RNA from Condylura cristata (star-nosed mole), 4259 nucleotides. It is a transcript of the gene ABCA3, whose product is annotated as ATP-binding cassette, sub-family A (ABC1), member 3. Gene Ontology annotation, cellular component: intracellular membrane-bounded organelle; membrane. Bases 1 to 3780 code for a protein of 1259 amino acids. NCBI's taxonomy places the organism in Eukaryota, Metazoa, Chordata, Mammalia, Eulipotyphla, Talpidae. Gene Ontology annotation, molecular function: ATP hydrolysis activity; ABC-type transporter activity; ATP binding. The transcript is spliced from 22 exons. The record is from RefSeq and is a predicted model, not a curated record. Gene Ontology annotation, biological process: transmembrane transport; lipid transport.
AUGCGCCUGGAGCCUGCCCUGAGCCGGACCCCUGGGCGCUGCGAUGUGGCCACCAUGGCCGGUGCGAGGGGUGUCCAAGCCCCGGUCAGCCGCCGCGUGGCCCCGCCCUACGCGCGGGCCGCAGCCGCCGUCGAGCGUAGCAGCUUGUCGGACUUUUUCUCGUUAGUUUUAUGUGAAACCCGGGGCCCGUCGCGCCGAGGGAGUCCCGAGCUUCGUGCUGACCUUGGCCGCCCCGUGUGUCCAGGCACUGGCGUCCAGUGGCGAGACCUCCUGAGCCCGGUCAGCGUGGACGACGACUUCGCCUUCGGGCAGGCGCUGGGCAUGCUGCUGCUGGACGCCGUGCUGUACGGCCUGGUGACCUGGUACAUGGAGGCCGUCUUCCCCGGGCAGCUCGGCGUGCCCCGGCCCUGGUACUUCUUUGUCACGCCCUCCUACUGGUGCGGGGCCCCAGGCACGCUGCAGGGGAGAGAGGGGGUCGACGUGGACCCAGAGAAGGUGCUCAGGUCGGAGUACUUUGAGGCUGAGCCUGAGGACCUGGUGGCCGGGAUCAAGAUCAAGCACUUGUCCAAGGUGUACGGGGCCGGGAGCAAGCGCACCGUGGCCGUGGGAGACCUGAGCCUGAGCCUGUACGAGGGGCAGAUCACGGUGCUGCUGGGCCACAACGGCGCGGGCAAGACCACCACCCUGUCCAUGCUCACAGGCCUCUUCCCCCCCAGCAGCGGGCGGGCGUACAUCAGCGGCUGGGAGAUUUCCCAAGACAUGGACCAGAUCCGGAAGAGCCUGGGCCUGUGCCCGCAGCACGACAUCCUGUUUGACAACCUGACGGUGGCCGAGCACCUGUCCUUCUACGCACAGCUGAAGGGUCUGUCGGCCCAGAAGUGCCCCGAGGAAACCAAGCAGAUGCUGGCGGUGCUGGGCCUCGAGGACAAGCGGGAUGUCCGCAGCCGGCUCCUGAGCGGGGGCGUGAAGCGCCGGCUGUCCCUCGGCAUCGCGCUGGUGGCGGGCUCCAAGGUGCUGAUGCUGGACGAGCCCACCGCGGGCAUGGACGCCGUCUCCAGGAGGGCCAUCUGGGACCUCCUGCAGCAGCAGAAGAGGGGCCGCACGGUGCUGCUGACCACCCACUUCAUGGACGAGGCAGACCUGCUGGGGGAUCGCAUCGCCAUCAUGGCCCAGGGGACGCUGCAGUGCUGCGGGUCGCCACUGUUCCUCAAGCAGAAAUACGGCGCAGGCUACCACAUGACCCUGGUGAAGGAGCCGCACUGCAGCCCCGAGGCCGUGUCCCAGCUGGUCUGCCGCCACAUCCCCAACGCCAGGCUGGAGAGCAGCGCGGGCGCGGAGCUGAGCUACGUGCUGCCCAAGGAGAGCACUCCCAGGUUUGAAGGCCUUUUCACGCAGCUGGAGACGCAGCAGAAGGAGCUGGGCAUCGCCAGCUUCGGGGCCUCGGUCACCACCAUGGAGGAGGUCUUCCUGCGGGUCGGCAAGCUGGUGGACACCAGCAUGGAUCUCCAGGCCAUCCAGCUGCCCGCCCUGCAGUACCAGCACGAGCGGCGGGCGAGCGACUGGGCCCUGGACGGCCACCUGUGCGGCGUGCUGGACCCAACUGGGGGCGUCGGCGCCCUGGUCGAGGACGAGUGGGGCGCCGCGCGGCUCAACACCGGGCCCGCCCUGCGCUGCCAGCAGUUCUGGGCCAUGCUCCUGAAGAAGGCCACGUACAGCUGGCGCGAGUGGAAGCUGGUGGCGGCCCAGGUCGUGGUCCCGCUCACCUGCGUCACCCUGGCCCUGCUGGCCGUCAACUACUCCUCCGAGGUCUUCGACGACCCCCCGCUGAGGCUGAGCCUGGCCGAGUACGGCAGGACCGUGGUGCCCUUCUCCGCGGCGGGGGCCUCGGGCCUGGGCCACCAGCUCUCUGAGCGCUUCAAGGACCUGCUGCAGGCUGCGGGCCAGGAGCCCAGCGAGGUGCUGGGUGACCUGGAAGAGUUCCUGAUUUUCAGGGCCUCCAUGGAGGGGGGCGGCUUUAACGAGCGCUACCUGGUGGCGGUGUCCUUCAGAGACGUGGGCAAUCAGACAGCCGUCACUGCCCUGUUCAACAACCAGGCCUACCACUCGCCGGCCACCGCGCUGGCCCUCGUGGACAACCUUCUCUUCAAGCUGCUGUGCGGCCCUCAGGCCUCCAUCACCGUCUCCAACUACCCCCAGCCCCGGAGCGACCUGCAGGCUGCCAAGGACCAGUUCAAUGAGGGCCGGAAGGGGUUUCACAUCGCCCUCAACUUGCUCUUCGCCAUGGCCUUACUGGCCAGCACGUUUUCCAUACUGGCGGUCAGAGAGAGGGCCGUCCAGGCCAAACACCUGCAGCUCGUCAGCGGGGUCCACGUGGCUGCCUUCUGGCUCUCCGCUCUGCUGUGGGACCUCAUCUCCUUCCUGGUCCCCAGCCUGUUGCUGCUGGCAUGUGGGCCUGGGCCCCCAACCCCGGGGAGGGCCCAGCGGUCUGGGGCAGCCGGAGGAGGCCUGGUGCAGCUGCCCCUGCCCACAGACAUCCGCUACCAGGAGAACUUCUACGCGUGGAGCGCCCCUGGGGUGGGCAGGUUCGUGGCCUCCAUGGCCGCCUCGGGGUUCGCCUACCUGGCCCUGCUCUUCCUCGUCGAGACCGAUGUGCUGUGGAGGCUCAAGACCUGCCUCUGUGCCUUUCGGAUGCGGCGGGCGCUGAUAGAAGUGUCCGCCCAGACGUCUGCACUCCCUGAGGACCAGGACGUGCUGGACGAGAAGACUCGGGUCCUGGCCCGCAGCCCGGGCCCCCUGCUGGACACGCCUCUGCUCAUCACGGAGCUCUCCAAGGUGUAUGAGCAGCGCAGGCCCCUGCUCGCCGUGGACAGGCUCUCCCUCGCGGUCCGGAAGGGCGAGUGCUUCGGCCUGCUGGGCUUCAACGGUGCCGGCAAGACCACCACUUUCAAAAUGCUGACGGGCGAGGAGGCCGUCACUUCCGGGGACGCCUUUAUCGGGGGCCACAGUGUCCGCUCUGACAUUGGGAAGGUGCGGCAGCGGAUGGGCUACUGCCCGCAGUUCGACGCCCUGCUGGACCACAUGACAGGCCGGGAGACGCUGGUCAUGUAUGCCCGGCUGCGGGGCGUCCCCGAGCGCCACCUGGACGCCUGCGUGGAGAACGCACUGCGGGGCCUGCUCCUGGAGCCCCAGGCCGGCAAGCUGGUCAGGACCUACAGCGGGGGUAACAAGCGGAAGCUGAGCACAGGCAUCGCCCUGCUGGGGGAGCCCGCCGUGGUCUUCCUGGACGAGCCGUCCACCGGCAUGGACCCCGUGGCCCGGCGCCUGCUCUGGGACACCGUGGCCCGCGCCCGGGAGUCGGGCAAGGCCAUCGUCAUCACCUCGCACAGCAUGGAGGAGUGCGAGGCCCUGUGCACCCGGCUGGCCAUCAUGGCGCGCGGCCAGUUCAAGUGCCUGGGCAGCCCGCAGCAUCUCAAGAGCAAGUUCGGCAGCGGCUACACCCUGCGGGCCCAGAUCCGAAGCGCCGGCCAGGACUUGCUGCAGGAGUUCAAGGCCUUCGCGGGCCUGACCUUCCCAGGCAGCGUCCUGGAAGAGGAGCACCAGGGGCUGCUGCGGUACCACCUGCCGGGGCGCGGCCUCAGCUGGGCCAAGGUGUUCGGCGUGCUGGAGAAGGCCAAGGAGAAGUACGGGGUGGCCGACUACGCCGUGAGCCAGACCUCGCUGGAGCAGGUCUUCCUGGGCUUCGCCCACCUGCAGCCGCCCGCGGAGGACGCGGGGCCGUGAGGCAGCGCCGCCCCGCCGCCCGCCCGACCUCCCGCCUGGUCACUGUCUUUGCGAUGGACACGUCCAGCGUCCAGGCCCAGCACCCGGAGCUGCCCGACCAAAGGUGCUGGCCGCUGCCGGAGCUGCGGGCGGAGGGCAGGGCCGCAGGGCCCGCGUGGCCAGGUGGUCUCCCUCGCACGCGAGAGGGAGUGCCCACACGGACGGCCCUGGGCCGAGCGGCGAGGCAGCGGCCCCGAGGCCCGGCCCUCACCGGCGCCUCCCUGGGGGUGCAGCGCAGACAGCGGCGUCCUGAAGCCCCUGCGCCCCAAAGCGUGGACCCGCGCCAGGCAGCGCCACCGGACCCGCGCCAGCUGCACCUCCCGCUUCGAGACAGGCCCUUCAGGAAGCCGCUGGCCAGAGGCCAGUCGGGGCCGGCAGGGUGGGCCCGCGGAGGCGAAGCGAGGGGCCGGCUCUGUCCAGAAAAUAAAGGCUGGCACGAG